Condylura cristata (star-nosed mole) is the source of this 5007-nucleotide messenger RNA. RefSeq names its product RAP1 GTPase activating protein 2 (gene RAP1GAP2). The coding region runs from base 100 to 2418 and encodes 772 amino acids. Gene Ontology annotation, biological process: activation of GTPase activity; regulation of small GTPase mediated signal transduction. Gene Ontology annotation, molecular function: GTPase activator activity. The transcript is spliced from 26 exons. Lineage: Eukaryota; Metazoa; Chordata; Mammalia; Eulipotyphla; Talpidae. The record is from RefSeq and is a predicted model, not a curated record. Gene Ontology annotation, cellular component: plasma membrane; cytoplasm.
GCAGCCCGCGACUGCGAGCGCCCUCGGCACGGCCCUUCGGCAGUGGGAGCCGCCUCCCGGGUGCUGCUCUCUGGGAGCGGGCGGCUGGCCGGGCUAGGCAUGGCGGGUCGCCGGGGACCGGGGGAGAAGCGCUGGCAGCUGGUGCGCUGGUACGUGCAGGAAGGGCGGUUCCGAGUGGAGGAGAGGACGCUGACCGCCUUCCAGUGGCUCUACAGCCCACAGCAGCACCGCAUCCUCAGCCGUGCUGACCUUGAGUCUCCCUCCAGGAUCGACAAGACCAUGCUGGCGAGCCUGAAGGUCAAGAAGCAGGAGCUGGCCAACAGCUCGGAUGUGGCCCUCCCGGACCGGCCGCUGUCUCCUCCUCUCACUGCCCCCCCCACCAUGAAGUCGGCAGAGUUCUUCGAGAUGUUGGAGAAAAUGCAGGGGAUCAAGCUCGAAGAGCAGAAGCCAGGACCCCAGAAGAAUAAGGAUGACUAUAUCCCGUACCCCAGCAUCGAUGAGGUCGUGGAGAAAGGAGGCCCGUACCCCCUGAUUGUCCUGCCCCAGUUUGGGGGCUAUUGGAUCGAGGACCCGGAGAACGUGGGCACGCCGACCUCCCUGGGCAGCAGCGUCUGUGAGGAGGAGGAAGAGGACAGCCUCAGCCCUAGCACAUUCGGCUACAAGUUGGAGUGCAAGGCCGAGGCCAGGGCUUACCGCAGGCACUUCCUAGGGAAGGACCAUCUCAACUUUUACUGUACGGCCAGCAGUCUGGGAAACUUGCUUCUGUCCAUCAAGUGUGAGGAGGCUGAGGGCAUCGAGUACCUUCGGAUCAUUCUCAGGUCCAAGCUGAAGACGGUGCACGAGCGGAUCCCUUUGGCCGGACUGAGCAAGCUGCCCAGUGUCCCUCAGAUUGCCAAGGCUUUCUGUGACGACGCAGUGGGACUGAAGUUCAACCCCGUCCUGUAUCCCAAGGCGUCCCAAAUGAUCGUGUCCUACGAUGAGCAUGAUGUCAACAACACAUUCAAGUUCGGAGUCAUUUAUCAAAAAGCCAGGCAGACCCUGGAGGAGGAGCUGUUUGGGAACAAUGAGGAAAGCCCAGCAUUCAAGGAGUUCUUGGAUCUGCUGGGGGACACCAUCACACUGCAGGACUUCAAAGGCUUCCGAGGAGGCCUGGAUGUGAUCCAUGGGCAGACGGGGCUGGAAUCCGUGUACACAAUAUUCCGGGACAGGGAGAUCAUGUUUCACGUCUCCACAAAGCUGCCAUUUACGGAGGGAGAUGCCCAGCAGCUGCAGAGAAAGAGACACAUUGGGAAUGACAUCGUGGCCAUCAUCUUCCAAGAAGAAAACACACCGUUUGUCCCAGACAUGAUUGCCUCCAACUUCCUACAUGCUUACAUCGUAGUGCAGGCGGAGAGCCCAGGCCCUGAGACGCCAUCCUACAAGGUCUCUGUCACGGCGAGGGAAGACGUGCCCGCCUUCGGCCCACCGCUGCCCAACCCCCCCGUGUUCCGGAAGGGCCCGGAGUUCAGGGAGUUUCUGCUCACCAAGCUCACCAAUGCAGAGAACGCUUGCUGCAAGUCAGACAAGUUUGCAAAGCUGGAGGACCGGACGAGAGCCGCCCUCCUGGACAACCUUCACGAUGAGCUCCAUGCCCACACACAAGCCAUGCUGGGACUGGGCCCUGAAGAGGACAAGCUUGAAAAUGGGGGUCAUGGAGGAUUCCUGGAGUCUUUUAAGAGGGCCAUCCGCGUGCGCAGUCACUCCAUGGAGACCAUGGUGAGCAGCCAGAAGAAGCAGCACGGCGGGAGCAUCCCUGGCAGCCUCAGCGGGGGCAUCUCCCACAACAGCGUGGAGGUCACCAAGGCUACCUUCUCACCUCCAGUGGCGGUGGCAACAGCGAAGAACCAGUCUCGGAGCCCCAUCAAGCGGCGGUCGGGCCUCUUCCCCCGUCUGCACACAGGCUCUGAAGCCCAAGGGGACAGCCGGACACGCUGUGACAGUGCAUCCAGCAACCCUAAGACCCCGGACGGCGGGCAUUCUUCUCAGGAGAUAAAGUCCGAGACCUCGUCCAAUCCCAGCUCUCCAGAAAUCUGCCCCAACAAGGAGAAGCCCUUCAUCAAGCUGAAGGAGAAUGGCCGAGCCAACAUCUCCCGCUCCUCCUCCAGCACCAGCAGCUUCAGCAGCACGGCAGGGGAGGGCGAGGCCGUGGAGGAGUGUGACAGCGGGAGCAGCCAGCCUUCCACAACCUCACCUUUCAAGCAGGAGGUGUUUGUCUACAGCCCGUCCCCGAGCAGCGAGAGCCCCAGCCUGGGGGCAGCUGCCACCCCCAUCAUCAUGAACCGGAGUCCGACAGAUGCCAAAAGCAGAAACUCCCCAAGGUCAAACCUGAAAUUCCGCUUUGAUAAGCUCAGUCAUGCAAGCUCUAGUGUGGGUCACUAAUGUGAAAGAGGAGUCCUUCACCUGUCGAAGGGAAUCCCUGAUUCUGUCUCAGAGAAGGCUCCUGUUCCAGCAGUUUGGGGGUGCCAUCCACUACUCUGACCAUCACAGCCGCUGUCCCACUGGCCACCUGUCCACCGGACUGGCUGUCUGUCCUGUGUUCCGACCCGACCAUUCCUCCCAAGACACCCUGCGAGCCCCCCCGCAUCUCUGGACGAGGCCUCGUUCCCCCCACCUCCCCCUGCUGCUGGCGCCCGCUGUCGUGUGUGUUCUGGUGACUUGUCAUCUCGUUCUGUGCAUGGAGGAAAGCGUUGGGCAAAGGUUGGGUCUGGCUUCCAGGACUCAGUCAGGGACCAGAGAGGCAGAGAGUGGGGAGGCGGGAAGCAGAGGCCGAGAGUAGGACGCCGCUCCGGGGGAGGCAGGGCCAGAGCGUGUUCUGUCACAGAGCCAGAACAGCCCAUGCGUGGAGGGUGGCCGAGGUGCGGGGGCGUUGCCAGGAGCCAGGGUGUGCAGCUGUCCUUGAGGAAAAUGGCUCUCUUGCCCCUCUUGUCUGUGGCGCUCCAAACACCUGUUGCUUCUGUGCUGGAAUGUCUUCUCUGCCUGCUGACCUGGCUCCGGGGCUGCCUGCGUCCCUGCUGCCGCGUCCUCUGGCUGUCACCGCCCGUGGGGGCAGACAGAGCUGGGUGUGUGUGGGGGGGGCAGGUGCCAGGCUCUUUCUGAUGGUAGCUGCAGCUUUUUGUCCCACCGUAUGUCGCAUGGGCUCCUUUUGUGGCUGCUGCGAUAGAGGCCCGUGCGAUAGAGGACCUGCUCCUCCGUGUGCAGGUCUUUUUCCCACAGAGGGGUGGACGUUCAGGGUGAGAGGAAUCCAGGGAGCACAAGCUGGCAGGCCCCAGGACCUUGGCCGAGGAAAACCUCACGGCUGGGGGCUAGCCGGAGUCCAGGUCCCAGCUGGAGGUGGGGUUCAUGGGAGACAUCAAAAGAGACUUGAGCUCUCCCCUUAGUGGGGCAGUCACGUGGGGCUGCCAGGUUUGGUCAGACAGAUGCAGGGCUGGCCGGUGUCCAGCAGUUUAAGUUCCUGGCACUUGUGGGGGCCCAGUGCUGCCAGGGGUCUCUUCCAGCUACUGUAUUCUUGGACCGUGGCCAAACGUUGACCCCCCAUCCUCUUCUUCCCCUGCGGGAAGUCCCUGUGGGACUCUGCAACUCCAGAGGUUCAGACACUGGGGUUCAGACACUGUAGCCUCUGUGCCCUCAGCCGGAGCCCCAUCGGUGGGAUGGGCCAGUGGGGUCUCUGAGGAGCCACAGCCCUCCCACUUGUCAGCACCCUGAGUCUGCAGGGUGACAGGGUGAGGCUGCUUCUGCCCAGUGGGGCUUAAGGUAGGGGUUCUCCAAAUAAACAGGCUGAAGAGCAGAUUCCGGGAGCUGUGCAGCUUUAGGCGCACAUGGGGCCUGGUGACACCAGGCUGCCGGGGGUGCUGGCUGGGCUCCUGCUUUAAUGAGCAGCUGACAAGGAUUUCCAACCAAAUGCUUUCCUUGCGUGGGGAGCUGGGCCUGGUCCCAAGUGACGGCAUCUAAAUGUUAGACUUUUUUUUUUCCUUACUGAGGUGGCAGUUUCUCCAUUGCUUUUACCAUUAGAGAGAAACCUUGAUCCUUCAUCCCCUCCUUAUGAUGACUCUGUGGGGUCCUCUUUGCAGGCCUGGAGGACCUUUACCCUCACAGCAUUUAGGAAGUGUGUUAAUUCAAAAGUACUAGUCCAGUAAAAUUUAUCCUAGUUAGAAGGUCAACAAAAUGUCUGUUAAGCUUUUAUUCAGACUACGGUGGCACCACCCACUGGAAUGAGGCCCAUGGAUUCUGGCAGGGAGGGUUCUGUUGGCUGCAUUUCUGAAGGAACUGGAAAGGUCAAGCUGCAUUCUCUAAAAGCCAUUCCAUGGUUCUGGCUCGCUUCCCUGGUAGCUGGUGUGGACGGUGCCUGGUGGAGGUGCUAUGUUGUGUCAUGGUAGGGUGUGCUCUGGGGUUUUCAGGUUGCCCCACUUACUCACCUUCCCCCACUCUGCCAGUUCUCCCCACAGCCCCCACAUGCUGGGAGUGGCCAGGAUCGUUGGCUGUGUCCAGAGACACUGAGGCACAGACAUGGCCCCUAAGGGCACAGCCCCAGAAGUGGUCUCCACUCUCUGGACAGUAGUAGCCGAAAUGAAUCUCCCUCUGGGUCCUUCCUGUGUCACUAUGUCUAGAAAGUCCACCCCGUGGCUUCCAGUGGGCGUGGCCUGCCCCCCUGGGGUUGCAAGGCCAAGGGGAGGAGGGGAACAAGGACAGGACCGUCCCCCUUGCCGCUCUGGACCGCGGGGAGGCAGCUCGGUCCAAGGGGUUGCUUCGACCACCCUCCGCCUGCAUCAGCUCUGAGUCAAACUGCCUCUCCUUUUACUGCUGCUCCUAGUCUUGGGCUCAACGAUCUGCUGAAGCCUCACGGUCCCUGUGACUAGACAACCUGAUGGUGCUGUGCUGACUGGCACUUGCAGCUUGCCACUUGUGAGCUGCACCAGGAGCUGUGUGGCCGCAUCUUGGCUCUGGGAAGCGGCCGGCUCAUGAAAGGAAUGA